AUGAAUUCAGCACGAAAAGCUUGGAUUGUGGCAGCUAGUGUUGGAGUUGUAGAGGCCUUGAAGGACCAGGGUGUCUGCAGGUGGAAUAAUGCUUUGAAGUCAGCUCAACAACAUGUGAAAAGCCAUGUUGGAUCGUUGUCAUUGUCAAAUAAGCUUUCCUCUUCUGCUAUGGUUUCUACUACUUGUAGCAGACUAAAGGGUGAGAAGGUCAAGCAGUCAGAGGAGUCCUUAAGGACUGUUAUGUACUUAAGCUGCUGGGGUCCCAAUUAG
Messenger RNA from Gastrolobium bilobum, 270 nucleotides. RefSeq lists its product as uncharacterized. The coding region runs from base 1 to 270 and encodes 89 amino acids. The record is from RefSeq and is a predicted model, not a curated record. The transcript has a single exon. Lineage: Eukaryota; Viridiplantae; Streptophyta; Magnoliopsida; Fabales; Fabaceae.